AUGCCCCAGAAGAAGCAGCCACGCACUCUGGAGCCCGGGGAUGACGAUUUUACCAUGAAGAUGCGUGAUCGCUUGAAAGCCUUGAAGCUCAAAGAGGAAGACCAGCCCGACGACUUGGUGACGGUCUCCACGGAGAAUGCCAAGAACCUGGCUCUCUCGGCCAUGUGGUACAUCGACCAAGAAGCUGACCGAGUGAAAGAGGAGAAGAAGAACCCUGACAUCCACGUCCUACGACGGCGCUACGAGGGAGCCAUGGAGAAGCUGAUCAUCCCGGAGGAGAAGGAUCGGCGAGAUCGCCCAGGUGGCGUUUCUGCGCCCAAGAGCGGGACGUUGGAAGUUCCUGGGGCGCUGGAUGUGGACGCACUGUUUGAGCGCGCCCAACAAACCAGUGGCUCCAAGACGAGCAAAAAGCAGGCCCUACAGGCUGAAGUAGAGGAUGAAACCGAAGAUGAAGGCAUCGCGGAGUACCUGAUCUCCAUGCAAAAGGUCGGCCGCCGAAAGGCCAAGGAGGGAAGGCCUCGCCGCGAGCGAAGAAGUCCCGAGGAACGACGCCAGGACUACGAAGAUACCAAGAUUCGCAUGUUCGCCUUCACCGCAGCGUUCGGUGGCUUGGGCACCGGCUUCUCCAUGGUCAUGUAUGGAGUGAAUGUGGCCUUUAGCUUUGGUUUAGGAGCCAUUGGAGGUCUCUCGUACCUCUCUGGCCUGGCAUCUUAUACCGACAACGCUGAGAAUGCCAUGGGUGCCCUUGGAGCCAGAAGACUCCUUACUCCUGUGGUGGUCUUGUUGAUCGUUCAGGCGUGGCCUCGAAUCGAGGCUCAGGUGCCGGAGAUCGCGGAUUUGCACUUGGAGCCCUCGCUUUUCCCGGCGAUCUUGGGCUUUUUCACCUACACCGUGGGGAAGGCAGAACCUUUUGAACCGUUUGCGGGAGGAGCGCGAGAGGUUUUCCUGCUCUGGGGCGCCUCUUUGGCGUCCGGCUUCAGUGCUACCCCUGUGGGGAAGGUCGUGGAGAUGCUGCAAGACAUGAAGUCCGAGGGCGAGAAGGCCAAGAAGGACGAAAAGGUGCAGUUUGCGGCUUACAAGCAAUUCUGCGAGACCACGGAGGCACAAAAGGUGCGAGUGAUUCAGGAUGCCAAGGACAAGGUGGAGGUCCUCACCGCCCAAGUGGAGAAGGGAGAGUCUGAUGCCUCCAAGUUGGCAGAGGAAAUCGCCGAACAUACGAAGGACCUGGAAUCCGCCUCGGCGGAGAAGGAGGCGCUCGUGGCCGCUCGCUCGAAGGAGCGUGAGGCCUUCGACAGCAUGCUGCAGGAUUACGUGGAAUCCAUCGAAGCCAUCGGACGGGCUUUGAAGGAGUUGAAGGCCAACACAGCCAAGAACGAGGAAGGCGCUCUAGUGCAGCUGAGUGCACUGAAGCUGCCGGACAAGGCCAGCAGAGGCUUGCAGGUUCUGAUGGCGGACAACUUUGAGGACAAACUCCUGAGCUUCUUGGGCGAGGAGACCGGGUCCGUCGCCACGAGACAGUCCGGCGGCAUUGUGGAUAUGCUUGAGAAAUUGGAGGAGAAGUUCAUGGAUGAACGCCUGGAGAUCGAGAAGGAGGAAACGGCGAAACGCCAUGCGCACGAGCUCUUAGCACAGAGCCUCACCCGCAAAGCCGAGGAGGCCGGCAAGGAGAAGCAGCAGAAGGAGACGCUGAAGGCCAAGAAGCUGCAAGAGAAGGCCUCCGCCGCUGGGGACUUGUCUGAAACCGAGGUUCUGGAUGGAGCCGAAGUGCCACUACCGAGUGCUGGGCAUUCAGGCUCGGAGCUUCCGGGAGAGGAGCAGGCAACUUUGCCCGAGAUCAAGAAGGCCUACAAGGACUUGAGCAGAAGACAUCAUCCUGACAAAAGCCAAGAUCCGAAUGCGACAGCUCGAUUCCAAAGGAUCGCGGAAGCGUAUCAGGAACUCAAAGACCAAGAGAGACGUGCGAGGUAUGACGCAAAGAGAUUCUUGGAACCUAUCUUCGAAAAACUAGGUCUCUCUGUGGACGAUUGGAUGGCCAGACACGUCGCAUCGAGCUCGAGCCUCGAGCUCGUUCGCAUCGAGCUCAACGUUGUUGGGCGUUUGGAGCCCCUGAUGCCUGCUCUUGGGAGUGGCUAUCACCUUUUUCGCAGCCCUACUUGUGGAGUCGUCUUGAUCGUGGCGCCAGCGGGGGCUAGUCUGGAAGCAGGAAGACAACGGCUUAGAGAGUGCAUCGAUGAGCUCACUGGUCUUCGUGCUCCUCCUGGUGGACUGAUCUUCAUUGUGCCCAGCAACCGCCUCGACGUCGUGCCCAGGAUGGUCCUUGCUUUGCCGCAACUCUUGUGGCAGUUCGGUGCCUCCAUCAGCCAAGUGGCGCAUGACCGAAUCGUUGCUCGCGGCCCGGCCACGGCGCUGCCCGCAGCGGUGCAACAACUGCAGUGGUGGAUGGACUUCUAUGGACUUGUCCAGCUCCCAGAUGGUCAGCAGCUGGAUGCAUGGCAAUAUGCGCAUGCAUGUGAGUUGCAUCACAUUCAAGGCUUGGCGCCCAUGAAUCGCGAGCCUGAUGCUGCUGAAAGCCGCAGUAUGAUGGAGCACGUUUUGCAAUUGUCCACUCCGGCCCAGCUGACACUGGUGGAGCUGGCUGUGAGAUGUUUGCAAUCCAACCUUCAGUUCACCACCGCUUUGGCGCGAAGCGUUUCUUCAGGGGCGGUCUAUGCUGAGUACAGUGAAAAGUCAGGGGACGUGCUUGCCAGGGCGCGUUUGGCGUGUGCCUUUGCUUCAUUGGCUUCCAGCAGCACAUCCAUAGCCAGGGCCGUUGUGAAUCAUCGCAUUGCCAACGAUGCGCAAGUGCAAACGAUGAUGCGUUUGGGGCCGUUCUUGGACAGCGCCGAUGGUCUUUUUCUCAGAUCGAGGGGUUUCAUUGCAGCCAAGGAUGCUGUGCCAUCUGAUGGACAAUGGCACCAGUGGGAAGAGCUCUUGCGGCCCAAAGGGAGUUUGGCAAUGUUCUGGCAACACUUGUGCAAGGUCCUUCCCUCUUCAGUGAUCCUGCCAGUGGAGUGGCAUGAAGUGCCAGAGGUGAUGACCUUGAGUCUGAAGCAUUGCCUGGGCUCAACCUUUGAGGUGGACACCCAUAAGGGCCUCCGGAAGGUUUCAAUGACCACCAUGCCCGGCGACCCCGUUGCGGGCGACCCCUCGGUUGGGCCGGUUCGAUUGGUGGAGGAAGUGGAGGAUCAGAUCUUUGAGCUCAAGCUGCCGCAGGGAGAUUCAGCCAGUUUGGACCUUGUGCAGAGAAAACAUCGGAGUGGACUUGGUGACCAGCUCGAUCGCACCUGGUACGAGCAGCACAGGCACUCCUUUGAGCUGGUCGAGUCCGAGUCAGUGCCACGUGUGAGGCUCACUCCCAGUGCACGUGAGAGAGCUGAAUUGAGGAGUCUCGAAAGAGAGCGGGAAAAGCUCCGAAUGCAGGAGAGGCGUGUUGCUGAGGCAGUGCUCGCAGAGCUCUCUCCACGCCUCCAGGAUCUCCCACGAAGCUGUGAAGGUAAAGAGCUUGCUGCACUACUCAUUGCACUUCAACACAGAGCCAGAGCGCUUCCGGUGAUCGUGAAGCGCCUCAUGGAGCGUGCGCACGAGCGCCGCACGACAGGCGGCGGAAAGCAUGUCUUGGCGGCGGAACUUCUUGAAGAGCUGCACCCCUUUAACGCAGCUCAGGUGACGGGGGCGAUUGUGAGUCUUCACAGUCCAACGAGUCCACUGGAGAAUCAGGCCUUGGUGAUGCUCAUGCAAGCAGCGGCCUGUGAUAUGCACGAAGCCUUUGACGGCCCAGUGAAGUCGGGAGGCGCCUGUUGGGCUCCGCUUCAGGUGGUGCACGAUUCCGUGCUGUCAGCUGGUCGACGACCUUUCUUGGAUGUAUUCCAAGAGAGAAAGACUGCGCAAGACAAGCUGCUUGUGGCCUCCGCAGCCUUGCGAGUGAGCAUCGAGCUGUUUGAUAAGAAGAAGGCAUGUCCUGUUUGCCUGUCACCUGGCUACAGCAGCUUCGAGCCUUUCGCGGGAUUGUGUGCAGCACUUGCCAAUCUGUACAAGCUCGUGUCGCCCUUUAUCGAGGAGCACAUCGAAUUGGUGACCGAGGCCUUUGAGAAAUUGGCCGCGGCUUGCGAACAUUUGGCCCUUGGUGAUGCCGCCCGCGAGCCUUCUGGCUUGGCUCGGCUGGCCGAUGCGUUCGCGACCCUCACCUUCAGCCGUGCGGUGUCGCCUUCCCAGCGCUUCGUGGCCGCAGCGCAGCGGGGCCUGGCACAAGUGUCGAAGGUGCUCGUGGCGACUGACAUGAGGGAAGCCAAUGGCUGGAACCUCUUGAACUUGGCUACCAUCGCUGCUUGCUACGCCAGCGGCGCUUCAAGAAGCGCCGUCGCGGCGACGCGCACGGACGAGGAGCUCUUCACGAAGCUGGCGGCGGCAGCCAAUCUUUCAUCUGAGAAGCUGAAGCGGGAGGUCGUAUUGAAAAUGAUCAGCAGCUUCUACCAGGCUGGCUUCCUCAAGAAGCUGGAGCAGUUCUUGAAGGGAUUGGCGGCAAAGAGCUGGUUCCAAGAGAAUGUGGCGGACUCUGAGGAGAAGGACAUUCCCUCACUGGUGGCGAGCAUGAUGUGUGCCGCCUCGCUGGCCGAAGUGGAGAAGCGCCUGCCGAAGGACCGGCCAGAUGAACUCCUCACCUCCACCAUGGUCUCGAUCGUCAAAGAGCUCGGGGAGAGCACCAACAUUAAGGCAGUGCAGUUGACGAGCACUGUGCUGAAGAUGCUGGUAGCGGCGAAAGGAAGCGGCGCAGAGUUGGAGAAGGCCCUUUGCGACGCUUCAGCUUCUUCGCUGCGAAGAGCUUGGUGCACCAGAUCGCAACUGGAGUCUUUGCCGAGAGCGACUGCAGGCUGGCCUGAUCUGAUCAGAUCCUUGGAAAGAUUGCUGAGUCCUUUUACCGGAGCACAGAUUCGGGUACCCCGCAUGGAAGCUGCUUGCGCUGGACGUUUCAUGGAAGCCCUCCAGAAGACCGUACUCCAAAGUGAGAAGCAUGACUCCCACGUGCUGAAACACAUCCUAACUGCUGGGCUCCUCUUCUCACCAGAGGCCUUUGCCUCCAUGCCCUCACUCGUGGAGACCCUUGCGAUCUGCUUGAAGCACCUGGUGAGCGACUGCUUGGAGGCGGAGAGGAUGAAGGCCUUGGUGCAGAAGAUGAUGCCAUCAGAGAGUUCAUCGAGUCCAUCAGAGCUCCAGAGCUGGACGGAGCUGUUGGAGGGUAUCAUUAUGGAUGGCAAGAUCUGCAAGCAGUGGGAUGAAGUGGAAAUGAUGAUCGCCGGCAGCGGGAAGGAGAGAUUGCAGCUUCGUGAGAUCCAAGAUGCCCUUGGGCAGAGUUGGUUGUCUAUCCUUUUGGCCAGAAGCCAAAAGCUUUCUUGGAUGGGUGGUCGAGCGAUCCGAGCCCAUCCAGCCCGUGUCCGGGCCGCCUUGCGCGAGUUGGGCUUGAAGAUGGAGAAGGCUGGAAUUCCCAUGGCGAAGGUCACCUCAUUGCAGCCAGAGGAGGAACCUCCUGUUCCGCAGGUGCAAGGCCCAAAGCCACGUUCGCGCUCCCGAUCGACCAAAGAUGGUGUCAUCACUGUGUCCAACUGCAGUGAUCCACGCUUGGGCCUCACCUUGGAGGGUCAGUACGCGAGAGAUGGCACUAACCACAACAAGGCCGUGUACCGCCGCAUCGAAGCGGAUCCCAAAGGGUCCCAUCUCCCGAUCAAGCUCUACUAUUGGGACGACCGUGAUGGCAAGGAGAAUCAGGGAUGGUGGUUUGGUCCGACCGUCGGCGGUGAAGAGGUGUGGCUGCACAACCCAAGGGCCUUGCACUUUCCGCCAGCAGAUGGAUGGGACUUUUCCCUGAAGGUUGCAUUGAACCACCGCGCCCCCGCAGCUCCAAAGGGCAAAGCAAAGGCGAAAGCAACGGCCCCACCAGCAGCCGCUAGCAGCGCAGCACCAAGCACAGUUGACCCACCUGCCAAAGCAGCUAAGAAGGCAAGACUCAGUGAGGAGAGCGAGGAGGAUGGCUUUCCUGAGUUGACGAGGUGGCUGAGGUCUUUAGCGCCAAGCAAUCCACACCAGCUGAUGAAGUACUACUCGGCCCUUGUCACCCACUUCGAAGGUGACUUGCAGCAGAUCGCUGCGGCCAAGAUCGGUGACGCCGAGAGGGAUGGAGUGAAGCGAGUGGAACCGGCGUUCUGGGAGGCCAUUGGUUGCACCAAAGCUGGUGACAAGCUCCGAUUGGCAAAAGGAAUUGCCCAACUUCCAGACUAG
Messenger RNA from Durusdinium trenchii, 6309 nucleotides. The record is from the annotation of a GenBank genome assembly. NCBI's taxonomy places the organism in Eukaryota, Dinophyceae, Suessiales, Symbiodiniaceae.